AUGAAAGCCGUGCCAGCCAACUUGCUGGUAUUCGCGGCCAAUGUUCUCAUACCUGUUGGUAUCUUAGUAUUCUCCUUUGGGUUUUUCCCUUAUAAGCCUCUGAUUCCUGGUCUGGCUACAUUUGGAAGAUCCGAAUAUGUGCCACCGAGGAUCUUUGACAAGGUAAUCUUCAUGGUGGUGGAUGCAUUGCGGAGCGACUUCGUAUUUUCGAACACCUCCGGGUUUUUAUUUACUCAGAGUCUUAUACGAUCUGGUGCUGCGAUCCCUUUUACUGCUUAUGCAGGCUCCCCAACUGUCACCAUGCCACGAUUGAAGGCUAUAACCACAGGAUCAGUGCCUUCAUUUCUUGAUGUUAUCCUUAAUAUAGCAGAGUCAGACACAUCAUCAACUCUUGCAUAUCAAGACACGUGGCUGGCCCAAAUCAAAGCGAAAGGGGACCGACUAGUAAUGUAUGGGGACGACACCUGGCUAAAGCUGUUUCCCGGAAUGUUCAGCAGGGCAGAUGGGACGACAAGUUUCUUUGUAUCAGUCAGUCGCACUCUUCUAUUUACUCAGUCUGUACUUCCAAGAAAACUGACCUUCUUCCCCCAGGACUUCACCGAAGUAGACACCAAUGUGACUCGUCAUAUUCCUAAUGAGCUUGCUCAGCAUGAUUGGUCCUGCCUGAUAAUGCAUUACUUGGGCUUAGAUCAUAUUGGACACAAAGCUGGGCCACAGAGUUCAUUCAUGAUACCCAAACAGAAUGAAAUGGACUCGAUUGUCACGCAGGUAUAUGGAGCAAUAGAGCAGAAGCCCCAUCUACAGUCAACCCUCUUCGUCCUUUGCGGUGACCAUGGGAUGAAUGACGCUGGGAACCAUGGUGGUUCUUCAGCAGGUGAGACCUCACCUGCCCUCCUCUUCAUAUCGCCGAAGUUGCAGAGCUUGGGGGCCGGUAGAGAUAGCCCUGUCGAUGCAAUAGAUGAGCUGCAGUACUAUCGUACUGUGGAUCAGACCGAUAUUACCCCGACUCUAGCGGGCCUUCUUGGGCUGCCCAUCCCAUUGAAUAGCCUCGGCGUGUUCAUCCCUGAGCUUCUAGAUAUGUGGCAUCUUGGCUCCCAGAGAAUACAGUUGCUCAACCAGAACGCUAAACAGUUCCUGAGAAUUCUUAAAGAGACUCAUUCAGCCCACAGCUUUGAUGAUAGCACAGUGCCCUCUAAUUGCUAUGCGGGCUCGCAGAGUGGUCUGGAUGAAGUCCAAUGCGCUUGGUCCCGAGCACAGAGAUUGCUUCGUCAGGAUGAUGCAGCUACAGCACAUAGCAUUCAUGUCCAGGCCGAGAUUGAAACGGCACUAUUACAUUUCCUUGAAGUCUCCCAGGAAGUGAUGAGCGGCGCUGCUAGCAAUUAUGAUGUUAUGCACCUCUUACUAGGUACUUGCAUUACGGGCCUUGCGGUCUUGUUCUCUUUCCCUGACACGUAUAAAGCGCUCUCAGGUCAUCGGCAUUCGGGGCUGUUCCUGGUGGCAUGCAUGCUGCUGUACGGUGCCAUGAUGUUUGCUAGUAGUUAUGUCGAAGAAGAACAACAAUUUUGGUAUUGGAUAUCUACGGGAUGGGUCUUCUACCUGCACGUCAGGUCGUUUGAAUCUCAACAAAAAGCUCCCCCUCAGGCUGCCAACCAAUCAACCCAUUCUGCGGCAUAUCUCUCCCACACGAUGGGCGUUUUUAUCUUAGCAAUCUCUCACCGGAUUUUGAGACGUUGGAAUCAGACUGGUCAAAAAUUUACUGCUGAACCCGAUCUUGCCCGGAUAUACUUUCCAAGCCAUCAGGGCAGCCUUUGGUUCUUGGUGGGAUUGACAUAUGCUGAUGUUUGUCUGAACCUGAUAAACGACCUUACUCCAUCAUUCAUUUGGCCUCUGCUCUGUCUCGCGGUAACGGCCACAUGUUUCACGUUCAAGUUGGUUUUCGCGGCGUCGGAGUCGCCUGAACUUCUCGAUGAAACCGCGGUCCGAAGCGUCGCAGCCUUACUUAAUGGAAUACCGCUUGUCCUAUAUGCGCGUGUUGCAAUGGGCGGCAUUGUCUUGCUACUUCUAGCAUCCAGAUUCAUCGCAAAAAGCAGCCACUCCCCUCAUAGACGAAUCAAGGGUAACCAAUAUCCCGAUCUUCCUGAUUCUCAGGUUGCAACUCAAGGUUCUGGCAACGAUGAACCUAACAUCUGUUGA
Molecule: messenger RNA, 2193 nt
Organism: Aspergillus mulundensis
Lineage: Eukaryota; Fungi; Ascomycota; Eurotiomycetes; Eurotiales; Aspergillaceae
Gene: las21
Product: mannose-ethanolamine phosphotransferase LAS21
Exons: 6
Coding region: 1-2193 (730 amino acids)
Biological process (GO): GPI anchor biosynthetic process
Cellular component (GO): endoplasmic reticulum membrane
Source: RefSeq, a predicted model, not a curated record